Anastrepha ludens (Mexican fruit fly) is the source of this 1489-nucleotide messenger RNA. RefSeq names its product myb-like protein Q. The transcript has a single exon. Lineage: Eukaryota; Metazoa; Arthropoda; Insecta; Diptera; Tephritidae. The record is from RefSeq and is a predicted model, not a curated record. The coding region runs from base 1 to 1032 and encodes 343 amino acids.
AUGAUCAGCGGUAGUGGAGGAGGCGGGGUAGGCGUAAUAGGCGGGAGCAGUGGUGGCGGCAGCGGCAGUAGCAAUACCAUCAGCGGCAGUGUGGUAAGCGCCACACGGCUCAGCCGCGCACAGCACCAGCAUCACCAACAGCAGAGCAGCGGUUCGAGCGGCCUGGCCGCCAUAGCCGCAGCUGCCACUGGCGCCCAACCGAUACCAUCCGGCAGCGGCACACAUCGUACACGCAUUCUGCGUGGCCAUGCAGCACAAACAACCACCGGUGAACGUGUGCUGCUCAUUAACUAUGUGUCGCCCAGUGCAUCGGCUGCCACAUCGCCCAACACCCAGACGCAAGCGCACACAGUCAAUACAGUCGCUAAUAGCGGCGGUACUGGCACCACGACAACUACGCGCAAAAUUCUCCACGCCAGAGCGGCGGCUGCGACGCAUGCGAAUGUCAGCACCGCCACACCCGUCUCGUUUGCCGGCCUCGGCUCUGAGGUGACGGUGACGCUGACGCGUUCUGGCAAAUCGACCGCCGGUCAUAUUGUACGUAAUCACAGUAUUGCCACUGAGACGGCAGAACAACAGCAGCAACAACAACAGCAACAGCAUCAUCAUCAUGUGAGUAGCAGUUCGCCGCCGCCGCUUGUCUUCACGACGACGGCGCACAGCGAAUUACAUCAUCACCAAACGCAGCAACAACAACACGAAAUAGUUGAACAGCAAACACAUCAGCAUCAUCAACUGCUGACGCAUCGCCAAUUGCAGCAACAACAACAGCAAACCACAACAACGGCGGUGCUUGAUCCAUUGGAUUUGCAAGAUCAGGACGAAUACCAGCAGCAGCAACAGCAACACCAGCAAAUUGUCAUUGAGCAUCACGGCGGCAGUGCGCAGGCACAGCAGCAAGCGCACGAAGAAGAGAUGCUCGAGUAUGAUGACGAGGAAGAGGUUGAAGAGCACCACUUGCAGCAACUGCAGGAAGUGCAGGACCAACAGGAAUGCGAUGGCGAACAAGUGGAGGAGGUUUAUCUGAACUGAAAAUGAGAAGUAGCGCAGACUGUCGCUCGGCAUAGUGCGAAGUUCGCGCAGCAGAAUGCAAAUUAAAAACUCUUUGGAAUGAUGAGAGGUCAAUGUGGAGAUUUUUUUAUUAAGAAAUUGUAGCUCAAAUCUCUUACUGCAGUAAUAGAAUAGAACAGUUCGUAGAAGCAAAUAAAUCAUCCAAAAAUUAAGCACGUAAACCUUGAUUAUACCGAAAUACUUUUAAAAAAAUAUUAGCAUAUUGUAAAAAGUUGAAUUCACGUUUUAUAUUUGCAAUUAUUUUUCUUAUAAAGAUUUAAAAUUCGUAUAUGUACAUAUACAUAUAUAGUAUGCAUAGGGAGAGAGUUAGGAGGGGGAUUGAGCUAACAAAAUCAAACACGAUCUAGAAUUUCGCGGCAUGUAACAACUUUCUAAAAAUCAAAAAAAAAAAUAAAUAAAUAAAAAUAAUAUUUCUGAA